Messenger RNA from Dunckerocampus dactyliophorus (ringed pipefish), 7793 nucleotides. It is a transcript of the gene rgs12b, whose product is annotated as regulator of G protein signaling 12b. Gene Ontology annotation, biological process: signal transduction. Lineage: Eukaryota; Metazoa; Chordata; Actinopteri; Syngnathiformes; Syngnathidae. The record is from RefSeq and is a predicted model, not a curated record. Bases 449 to 4999 code for a protein of 1516 amino acids. The transcript is spliced from 19 exons. Gene Ontology annotation, molecular function: protein binding; GTPase activator activity.
UGUCAAUGCCAGCAUGCGUUGUAAGAGAUCAUACGGGCCAUGCGAAGGGAAGCAGCUUGAACGGUUCAAUAUUUCCUCCACAUCCAGUCCCUCCUCGCAGCCCACCCUCCUCCUCCACUCCCCCAGGCCUCCUCCUCGUAAGGCUACUUGGCCAGAUGGUGCAGCCUUUUCUUUUGUUUACUCAUCCGCCAUGAGUUGCCCCAACUGGCCCUAGCUACUCAAGUAUGGAUGCUGUCUGGGAGCCGCCAUUCGACAAGUAGAUAAGUUGUUCAACUGGAGAGUGAUGUAGGGGUCCACUUUAGGAAGGUUGUGCCAGAGCUGAGUCCAAACUCGCACCCCGCCACAGUAUUUGCUACUGGAUGGCAGAGCUCUUUGACGAGAAGAUAGUUGUUGGCUGGAUGCCCUGUGCUCCUGCUUGACAGACACCGAAAUGUUUCCAAACAAAUAAAUGAGAGAAAAUACACACACAAUGUUCAAACAAGUGGAUACCUCAUCAAGAAGACGUCCUCAUGGUGGCAAUGAGCCCAUCCGAACCCAGUCUCCUCCACCCUCCUCUGUCCAGCAGAGGAGAAUCCGUGCUGUGGAGGUGGCAAGGGGGCGGACUGGGUACGGUUUUACGCUCUCGGGCCAAAAUCCUUGUGUGCUCAGUUGUAUCCUGAAAGGAAGCCCUGCAGAUUAUGUCGGUUUACGUUCAGGGGACCACAUCCUCUCUGUCAAUGACAUCAAUGUCUCCAAGGCGUCCCACGAAGAUGUGGUCAAACUCAUUGGACGCUGCACCGGUGUCUUGAAGCUGGUCAUCGGCGAGGCAGAGCGCCACCGGCGACAUCAUCACCAGCAACGCAGCGCAGGUAGUCGUCACCAUAGCAGCAACGCUAUGGCUACAUCUUACCAGGACUCAUGCUCCAGUGAUGAUGAGUUGGACGGCCUUUACGAUAACAGCAUCAACAACAACAACAACAGCACUAGGGCGGGCUGUGGAGUUCAUGGCGUCCGGUUCAGACCCAAAUUGGAUUCGAAGCAGCUUGGCAUUAACCGGGCAGAGAGGGUGGUGGCAGAACUGCAGUCCGGAGGAAUUUUUAACAUGAUUUUUGAGAAUUCCAGCCAUUCGUCCAGCAGCUCUGACAAGGACAGACCUGCACACACAUCAUCGUCUAAACCACGGCCGUCAUCCGAUGUUGAGUUUCCCCCAUAUCGAAACCCCUCCUGCUCACAGAGCAACCCCGUCCAGCUCUCUGAGGAGGAAAUGGCCCAAGUUCUAAAUGAUGACUCAGUUUUCCUGGAUGCAGAUUUCCAGCAUCUACAUCUUCAUCAUGAACAAGACAUGGACGUAGGGGAUGGGCGUGACUUGGUCCUAGAGCCCAGUCAGGACAUUGUCAAUGUGGGCAUGAUUGUUGGUUACCUGGGCUCCAUUGAGCUGGCCUCCACAGGUACCAGCCUGGAAAGUGACAGCCUGCAAGCCAUCAGAGGAUGCAUGAGACGUCUGAGGGCUGAGCACAAGAUCCAUUCCCUGGUCCUCAUGAAGGUCAUGUAUGACAGUGUGCGCCUAUGCAGUGACAGAGGGCAGAUCCUUGCCAUGUAUCCUGCAGAAAAACUAGCCUUCAGUGCCUGUUGUCCUGAUGACCGGCGAUUCUUUGGACUGGUCACCAUGCAGGCCACAGAUGACUGUCACUUCAGCAGAGGACGAUACGAUGACGGCGGUUUGAGGACCUCUUGUCACGUGUUCAUCGUGGACCCUGACCUGUGUCACCACCAGGUGCAUUUAGGUGUAGCCAGACGGUUUGGCUUUGAAUGUACCCCUGAGCCAGACACUGGCGGCUGUUUGGAAUUCCCACCCAGUUCUCAGUCUCUCCUCCACUUCGUGUCUGUACUUUACCGGGACAUGGGGGACAACAUUGAGGGUGUCCGUGCCCGGGCUUUUCCCGAUCCGGAUAAUGAUGCCCAACAGAACCACAGCACCAGCAGCAAUAGCGAUAGCGGGAUUGGUAACUUUUUACCUGAGGAGAAGAGCAACAGGGUGCUGUUAGUUGACCUCGGAGGCCCACCUAACCACAAUCACGUCUCUGGGCCGCGCCACUGGGACAGCCCACCUUCCUCGCAGCAGGCCUGGAGCCCCACCCUAGGGGUUGCAGCCUCUCACCCACCUCCCCCUCCGCCCGGUAUAAGAAAUGGCCACUACCGCCAUGAACCAUACCUGGCUGACCUGCCUCAUCCCCUCCCACUGGCUCAGCCUGACGUCCCAGCUAGACAUGCUCGUGGGGUCCACCCCCAGCAGUACUCACAGGGGAAGUGGGGAGGAGCUGUCGGGGGUGGGGACAAGAGAGGGGCUGGAGGAGGGGUGGAGCCACAGCGUUGGCUGCCAGUCCACGUGCUGAGAGACUGGCAUCAGCAACACCGCCACCUCCAAGGCCUGAGCAGUGAUCAGGAGUCGUACGCCGAAUCCACUGACGGGUGGUCAUCAGCUAACUGCAGCACCCUGCCUCCACCCAUGAGUAAGAUCCCUGCCGACCGUUACCGGGCCCCACUGGUCCCUGGAGAACACCUGCCGCCACCUGGAGGGUGCCAGCCUCCACCUCCCUUGCACACCCAGACCCACACUCACCGGCUGGCUGCUCAGAAAGAUGAGUGGGCCAAGAAGCUGUUUGGUGCUGGGGACAACGAGAAGAAGCGAGGAGGCACCAAAGAUGCUGAGAAAAAGGGUGGUCGAUUCCGAGGUCUGACCAUGGGUUUCCCUCCUCUUGCCCCCCGCUCCUCAGCCAGACGCUCCUUUGGACGUUCCAAACGUCUCAGCCUGGCCCGCUCCCUGGAUGACCUGGAGUCUACUGCAGUCUCUGACGGAGAACUGAACAGCGUGGAGCUGCAGGGCUGCAGCAGUGACAACAGCCUGAACAGCAAUGCCAGCCUCCCCAGUGUCCAGAGUCACCGGCGCCACACCGAGAGGAGAGUGGCAAGCUGGGCUGUCUGCUUCGAGAGGCUGCUGCAGGACCCCGUCGGAGUCCGCUACUUCUCGGAAUUCCUGAAGAAAGAGUUCAGUGAGGAGAAUAUUCUGUUCUGGCAAGCAUGUGAGUUCUUCAGCCACGUCCCUGAAAAUGACAAGAAACAGUUGUCUCAGCGAGCCCGGGAAAUCUACAACAGCUUCUUGUCCAGCAAAGCCACCACGCCGGUCAACAUUGACAGCCAAGCGCAGCUCGCUGACGACAUCCUCAACGCCCCACGACCAGACAUGUUCAAGGAGCAACAGUUACAGAUCUUCAACCUGAUGAAGUUUGACAGCUACACACGCUUCCUCAAGUCUCUGCUUUACCAAGAAUGCAUGUUAGCCGAGGUGGAGGGCCGGCCCCUGCCUGACCCUUACCACAUCCCCAGCAGCCCCACCUCCAAACACAGCACCACGGGCUCAGACCGCUCCAACUUGUCCACACCCAAGAAGGAGGACAAACGCAGCAAGUCAGGCCGAUCUUUAAAUGAUGACAGCCGGGAUGAUUCAGGAGACCGGAGGAAGGGCAUGUUCUUUUCCUGGUCCCGCAACAGGAGCUUUGGUAAAGGGCCGAAGAAACGGGAACUGACGGACUUUAAUUACAACUUUGCUGGUGGUCGCCGUGAAUCCCAGGGGUCACUCUCAUCAGGUGCCAGUCUAGAGCUUGGGACGUCUGUGUCUGGGAAGAAUGAAGGAGAUGUUUCCCGUGUGGGGGUAUCAGAGCGCGGUGGCGGCAGCGCCCCCCUGAGGCAAUGUAAUAUAAACUUGCCAGACGGCUCGUGUUGCUCUGUGCCGCUGAGGGCUGGUGUGUCCAUCAGGGACUUGUUGUUGGGCCUCUGUGAGAAGCUCUGCAUCAACCUGGCAGCUAUCGACCUGUUCCUGGUCGGAGGGGAGAAGCCACUUGUUUUGGACCAAGACUGUAUGACUUUGUGCUCUCGAGACCUCAGACUUGAAAAGCGCACUCUCUUUAGACUAGACUUGGUCCCUAUUAACCGCUCAGUAGGCCUAAAAGCAAAGCCCACCAAGCCAGUGACAGAGGUUCUCAGGCCUGUGGUGGCCAAAUAUGGUCUGCACCUCUCAGAUUUGGUGGCACGCAUUAGUGGUGAAUCCGAGCUCUUAGAUCUAGGUCUUCCUAUAUCCAAUCUAGAUGGACUGAGAGUGGUUUUGGAUACAGCGGAGCACACGCCAGGAAAAGCUCCAUCCAAAAGUCACAUCCAGGCCUCCACAAGCAGAAACCAAUCAACAACAGGGGAGGACAGGCAGUCAAGGAAAGCCGCUUCCGCUCACCCCCAUGGGGCAAACGGCAAGGCUGGGCCCAGCCUUGACACAAGCAGCCACCCUUUACCCAACCACUCUGUCUCUCUUCAUAAGGCUCCGGAGAAAAGAAAGCAGAAAAAGAUUAAUAUAGACGAAGCUGAAGAGUUCUUCGACCUCAUAUCCAAAGCUCAGAGUAACAGAGCUGACGACCAGCGAGGCCUGUUGAACAAAAGCGACCUGCAGCUCCCGGACUUCCUGCGCCUGUCACCAGUGGCAACCAACCGGGCUGGACCUCCACCCUAUGACCCCGAGCCCGGUUGCUCCACCCCUCAUUCCCGUAACUCCGGCAAUGGCAGCUUCCCUAGCAGUCGCCUGGGCAACAAGGCCAACCACAAUGACAGGGGAGGCGGUGGCGGCCAUUUUCUCAAUGCAAGUUAUCAGUCCCAGAGCUUGGACUCUGCAUUGGGCUCUGACAGCGGAGGGUGGGGGGAUGCCAGACCCCCUUCGUCGCUGUUUCCUGCCACAAUUUCUCCCAUCCACCCGUCCCGAGAGGCACAGCAUGGUGCGUUCAAGGACGCUGGCAGAGGGGCAUCAGUUCAGAUGCUGGAAGAGGACGCCCUGUCGGACCUGACUCUUGUGGGCGAGGGGGACCUCAACAGCCCCAGCCUCAACUAUGUCACUCCCUCCGCCCUACAGUCUAAACCCCACACCCGACCCCAACAACAAUCACAAGGUGGUCGGCCUAGCUCAGGUACCUCCCCUGUUUGACCUUUCACCUCUCCCUUCACCUGGCUAUAAGUGGGAACACUCUGAAGCGCCCCUUUUUCAGUUGAAUGAAUGCAUCCACAUCUCCUCCCUUCCUGUAGUCAGCUUUAUCCUGUGUGGGGGGAUUAAAAAAACUCCCUGUGGUACAGAAACAUUAACUUCCAAUGUACAACUACAACAACUAACACCAUACAUGUGUUUCGAUGUGUUCGAAUAGUGAUGUAUACACUGUGACCAGAAUCUAAGUAGGUUAGAGAAACGACAAGAAGCUGAAGCGAGGAUAAAUGGAUGCAUUAAGGGCACAAGUUGUCCAUGGAAUUUUCCCUGUGUGGUGUGUAUCUGUGUGAACUUUUAAGCGGGCUUGCUGUGGAUUGAAUUUUUUUUUGUCUUUCUUAGAGAUGUAAGAGUGUGUGGGAGCGCUGAUUGAUUGUGCUAAACUCUCUCGUCCGACUCCCCUCACCAACAGAAUGAUGCACUUUAGCCAAUUAUGAAUAAGACACGCGUUAAAAUCACUCCCUCUAUGUUUGACUUGAAAGUACAGUAUCUUCUAAUUUAUAUUGUUUGUUCGGUGAUCACAUGGUCUACAUCCAGAGGCCCUCUGACUGUGUUUCUGGACCAUGUUUUGUAUUCAGCUUACUGCAUACUGACCCCAUAAAUUCCGACUCCAUGCUAUAGUUGCGUGAACAAACACAUUUUUUCAGCUGUUCUUUGUUCCGACUUGAGCACAGUACAUUCUGUGUUUGCACCAAUCUCACCGCAGGCGCUUCUCAUGACAUUCAUUCAGAAAUAGGCCACAGACUGCAGACUAGAAAAAAAACAACAACUCUGCAACGACUUAUUCUUUGUCUUCUUUGCACUAUAUCACAUAUCUAUUUUGUUAUUCUUGAAAGACGUUACACAGAGUAGCCAUUGAGUGAUUUCUGUAGCGGCUCUAAUACGAUAAAUAACAACGUGAGAUGUGGCUUUUAUGACCGUCACUGCAAUGGAUUUGAAACAAACCACCACGAUGUGAUUAGUGUUGACUUUCAAAAAUAUGGCAUUCAUUAUUUAGGAAUUGCAGUCGUCCCUCGCCACUUCGCGCUGCGAAUUUCGCUGCUUCACUCUAUCGCGGUUUUUAAAAAAAUAUACAGGUAUUAAUGAAUAAAUUAUAUAUAAUAUAAAUCAUAUAUAAUUUUGUGGUUAACUACAGCCUAUUAUUAGUCAAUUAAGCCAAUUUGACGUAUUUCUGGCCAAAGUUACGCAUUUUUAAGCAUAAAAAUGGCACAAUGAUCUAAAAUGCAAAUAUAUGGCAUUCAGAAGAUGCAUUCAAAUACAUGUCGUUGAUAUGUAGUAUUUUACACUGGCCACUAGGUGUCAAUAAUGUUACACAAGUAACAGCAACAAGGAACUCUUCCAGGGGGAGUCUAUAUGAUGUCUUAUUUAUGUCUUAAAGGAAAGCUGCAUUUUUGGGGGGAAUUUUGGCCAUCAUUCACAAUCCUGAUGUGCAACAUGAACACAUAUGUCUUUCUCGAUUCUGUGCGUUCUAAAGAUAUAAAAACAUAUAAAAAGACGCCCUGCGAUUGGCUGGCGACUAGUCCAGGGUGUACCCCGCCUGUUGCCCGAAGUCAGCUGGGAUAGGCUCCAGCAUACCCCCGCGACCCUAAUGAGGAGAAGCGGCAUAGAAAAUGGCUGGCUGGAUGGAUAAAAAGACGCUGCUAAGAAUGCACAUAAUAGGAAACCCUCAUUCUGCCUAUAAGGGCUUCUGAAAAAACGCUCCGAAAAGUGCCAACAAUGAUCCGUUUACAUAUAAUGUGAUGUGCACAUUAACCAAGCAACAGCGACAUUGUUUCUUCUUCUUAUUAACAUUGUUACGCCGAUUGAACUAGUCACUGGUGUAUUGACACCUUGCCACACCACACCAGCUAGCUACUAGCCGGCUAGCGACUAGCUUCAGCACACACUCGCCUGUAGCGCGUCAGAAAACGCUCUCAAUGCCUCAGAGCAUGACCAAAACGGUAAGGCUACAUAUUGGAGCUACAGCCACUGCUGGUGUGUUUUUGUUUUUGAGUUUGGAAAAGUUAACGCAAGGUGUAGGCAGGCAUUCAUUUCUAUGUUGCUAUGUGAAAUCAAUGCACCCAGGAAGGAGGUUCCGGUAAUGCUUAAAAGGACCAAAAUACAGCAAAAUACUGUAAGUAUUAUGUGUUAUCAUGAGUGUAUCUGUUACUACAUGAUUACAGGGUGUAUAUCAAACCAUGUUGGAGGUUUUGGGAGGUGUUUUAAUAGUGGGCUUUCUCGACGGCGUAGGUGUGUCCCAUUACUUGCAGUAAUGAGCUUUCUCUUUUUCUAUCUUUAGAACACACAGAAAAGAGAAAAACAUGUGUUCAUGUCUUGCAAAAUUUUUAAAAAGUGCAGUUUUCCUUUAAAUUGCCUAUUUUCUUCUUUGUCUACUCUAUUGGGUACUACAAGUGUAAAGGUGAUUAUGGGGUGGUAUUUCAUGUCUAGAGGGCUCUAAUAAUGUCAAAACCUGGAUUUAGAAGGUUGUAAACAUGUUUUCUAUGCUCUAAGUACGAAAACAUUCCAUUCAUAAAUAAGGAAUACUGCACUGCAGAAAUUCACUUAUCACGGCGAGUCUGGAACCAAUUAACCACGAUAAACGAGGGAUGACUGUACAACCAUGUGAUGCCAUUUUCAAUAUAAAAGUAACUAUCAAGCAAAACCACAAAAGCAUUCAUUUGUCAUCGUUAAAUACUAGGGGUGCACGAUAUGAGGGAAUUAUGACAUCAUACCAACAAAUCCGAUAACAUUUUUUUUUUAAAAA